AUGUCGUCAAUUACUAGGGUUUCAGAUGCUUGGGAACUCAUGCCUCCGGGGGUCACAGCAGAAGAAAGCCAAGACACCAAGGGAAAUACAACUGAUGACCCAGAGAGCGGCUCUCCGAGUCCGCCUGCCAAGCGUGACCUUCCUAGACUGGUGAUAAGGCGUUGUUUCUGGGGUUUGCUGAUUAUCUUGUACAUUCUCAAAAUUCUGCACUUGGCCCAGCAGAAAGAUGCGCUCUUCUUCGAAAGCACAAUAGAGUCUAAGGAGCACGUGGAUCAUCCCCAAGACCGCAUCUUCCAUAUUCCUCACUACCAAUCUCGCCAAGCAGUCCCUGCCGUCUGCGCUUCCUACGACAUCCACGGCCACCAGAUCCCCUUCCACGAUGCCAUCGCCUCGGGCUGCACGGGCAUCGAAAUAACCGUUUAUCCGUCCGGCCGCGAGCUGCUCGUGGGCCACCACCCGGACACGUUGGCCCGCGGCCUCGAUCUACACGGCAUCUACCUCGACCCACUCCUGGAUCUCAUUCGACGGCAUAACCGUCCCCGGCAAAGGCUGCGUGCGGGCAUGCAUGACGGCGAAAUCAGUGGAGUCUUCUUGGAGAACCCGAGGCAAAGCCUGGUCCUGCUGAUCCGCUUGAACAUGAACGAGCAGAAUGCCGAGACGGCCUGGGCGCUGCUGAGCGCGCAACUCAAGAGUCUGCGUGAAGCGGGCUAUCUCACCCAUUAUGAGGGUUCCACGCUGGUGCAGGGGCCGGUGACCAUCGUCGCCUCGGGCGAUGCGCCGUUCCACCGUGUUCCGGAGGGGAGUGCCUUCAGGGACAUCUUCUACGAUCUUCCGCUCGCGGACGUCCUGUCGACGCCCGCGCAGACCUGGGAUCACGAGCUGGAGUUUAAUAUGCGGAAUGUGUACUAUGUGUCGGUCGAUUUCCAUGAGACUAUCGGGGAGGUGUCUGAAGCGGGCUUUGCAGAGGAGCAGAUCCUCAGGAUACGAGACCAUGUGCGGAAGGCCCAUGAGCGAGGGCUGAAGCUGCGCUACUGGAAUUCGGUGGGCUGGCAAAGCCAGUAUCGGAACUAUGUGCGGCAGAUCCUGCUCCACGAGGGGGUAGAUAGCAUUACCAUCCAGAAAUGA
Messenger RNA from Penicillium chermesinum, 1125 nucleotides. RefSeq lists its product as uncharacterized. Gene Ontology annotation, molecular function: phosphoric diester hydrolase activity. The record is from RefSeq and is a predicted model, not a curated record. NCBI's taxonomy places the organism in Eukaryota, Fungi, Ascomycota, Eurotiomycetes, Eurotiales, Aspergillaceae. Bases 1 to 1125 code for a protein of 374 amino acids. The transcript has 2 exons. Gene Ontology annotation, biological process: lipid metabolic process.